Seminavis robusta is the source of this 2707-nucleotide messenger RNA. Lineage: Eukaryota; Bacillariophyta; Bacillariophyceae; Naviculales; Naviculaceae. The record is from the annotation of a GenBank genome assembly.
GUAAGCGGUUCCACUCAUUUUUGUUGGCAUCACUUCCUUGCAAGAUCUCAUCAGGCCAUCCAUCCAUCAAUGCAAACGCGACGACCUCUUGACAUCCAUGAAAGCAAUAGAAUUGAAGCCAUAGGGAUUGAUUGAUCGAUUGAUUGAUUAAUUAGUUAUUGCAAACUCUAGACUACUCUACUGAAGGUAACAUAGACAAUGUGGAGGUUUUCACCUCGACUGAUCAGGUCCUCGAGAUGGACUUCCACCUUUGCUCGGCCAGAAUCUUCCACAACUCGAGCUUUGCCGUCGCUAUCAGUCCUCCUCUCGUCUCACAAGAGCCAUCAUCAGCAGGAUGAGAGUCACAAGUUAUUGGUGUCAUUCCUAGGAAUGGCCAUGGCAUCUUGUGGAAUUAUUCUUGGUUGGAAUACACGACAACCUUGCCUGGAAGAAGCAGCCGACGACGACACCACCACCAAAAUUCUCAAUUGGAGUGGCACGCACAGUGUGCUUGUCCCCAACGACUCGUAUUGGGAACCCGAAUCGAUUGCCGAGGUGGAAGCCAUUGUCCAAAAAUGCCACGCCCAAGGACGGUCCGUACGACCUGUGGGAUCGGCACUCUCUCCCAAUGGCCUGGCGUUUGAGGCACAGGGUAUGAUGAGCAUGGCCCAUUUGGAUUCGGUAGUAAAAGUGGACACGGUCAACCGCACCGUCACGGCUCAAGCCGGGGCUCGUGUCAGUCAAGUCAUUGAAGCACUGCGGCCGCAUAAUCUCACAUUGCCCAAUUUGGCAUCCAUUGCCGAACAACAAAUGGGUGGCUUUGUGCAAGUCGGGGCGCAUGGAACCGGAAAAGCCAUUGCCCCCGUCGAUCAUUACGUGACCAAGCUCAAAAUCGUGACACCCAGUCAAGGCAUGAUCGAAUUGACCUCGCAGGAUGAAGAUGACGAAUUGUUUCAUUUGACCAAAGUCGGAUUGGGAUGUCUGGGAAUUGUGGUGGAAGUCACGAUGCAGUGCAUCCCGGCCCAUGAUUUGGUGGAACAUACAUUUGUAUUGACACGACAACAAGCCCGAGAACAACGCGAUGAAUUGCUAGAAAAACACAAACAUAUGCGCUACAUGUGGAUUCCCUUUGAGGAUGCCGUCGUCGUGGUCACCAAUGAUCCCGAAGAAACACUACCACAGAGUGUUCCACGACAAACGUCGGCACCACUCUCCACGAAACAAUUAUUUCAACCCUUGACCGACUUGCUUUUGACACUGUCCCAAGAAUAUGCUGACAACUCUACUACUACUACGACAACAUACACGAAAGAAACCAUAGAGGGCAUGGGAUUUGGGGAAUUGAGAGACGCACUCUUGGCAUUUGACCCCUUGAAUGUCGACCAUGUCAAACGCGUCAACAAGGCAGAAGCCGAGUUUUGGAGAAACAGUGAAGGAUAUCAGACAAAACCAAGUGAUCAACUGCUGCAAUUUGAUUGUGGAGGGCAGCAAUGGGUCUGGGAAGUCUGUUUUCCCACGGGAUCACAAGAACGCAACAAUGGCAAUGACAUGGAUUUCAUGGAGGAACUAUUGGCAGGAAUUGAACGCGACAACAUUCCCGCACCGGCUCCCAUUGAACAACGAUGGUCGGCCAGCUCCAGCUCGUACAUGUCUCCCGCGUACAGUCGAGAUCCACAAGGGCUACAUUCCUGGGUAGGAAUCAUUCAUUAUUUGCCAUCGGAUGAGGAAUGGCAACGACGGGCCAUUACCGAGUCUUUUACGGGCAAAUACUGUGACUUGAUGCGCAAAAUUGGACAGCAGUACAGUGCUACCAGUCAUUGGGCCAAACUGGAGAUUCCCAAAUCCAUUUUCCAAGUGGCGGACUUGCGAUUGUUUAUGCAAUCUCGCUUUCCCGUGGCAUUGUUCAAUGAAACGCGGGCUCGCAUGGACCCCAAAUCGAUACUCUCCAAUCGGACUGUAGACAUGGCCUUUGGGAAACCAGGCCACAGGCAAUAGCCCAUACUCGUACAUGCAGCUGGCUGUCGAAUGAUGGUGAAUAGACGUGAUGUUCACGUGCCACCAUCACAGCUACUCCAAGUGCUGCAGCUACUAGUACUACUACACACCAGGGUACCGCGUUGGUACAAUUACCUGGUAAUAAAGAACUGGCAAAAUCGUAAAAUCGUUGGGAGCUUUGGCACUUUUAUUAUUAUUUUUACAAAUUGUUUUUACAAGAGUAUGGUUUAGCCAUGGUUUACGGGUUACGGUAGGUCUUUGCACAUUGAUGAGCCAGUGACCAGCAACAUCUUGUGACAACGCAGAAAUGUUACGUAGAAAGGACACUUUUUCAUGUACGCGGAUACACGGGGUUCAGAUCACUCUAAACUUGAAUAUUAGAAUCUACUUGAAUCUCAGAAUCUCCAAUGAGCAGCACUGAUGUUAGCCUUGACACUUGAGAGAGCGCACAAAAAGUAGUCCAGAAGCCUCCAGAUUUGGCUGGCUGCGAGAAAGCAAACUAGCCAGUAGCUAGACUAGCCUCUGAGAAAGACUACCCGGUACUACUAGAGUAGUGGAGUUGACAUGCCAAAUAGCAAGACAUAGCAUUAUUAGAGUCUGACAUCAUGAAAAUGCGUUCCAAAACAAGCAAGGGUAACCUCGCUCAAACUGGCUCUCCCCAACUCCCAACUGAGGGAGCAGGGGUUGACUUUAUUUUUCCUGACUUUGAUUACCAGCCAUUAAUAAACACACA